UUAGAGAACGUGAUGUCAUCCUUAAAGGCAAGUCUUUUGGAAUUUAACCCCACAACUAUUGAGGAGGUUAGAAAAGAGUACGGUUUGGAUAAACCGGGAAUGAUGGAGCAGGCUAUUGAUAUUCUGCACGAGUGGAUACAAAAACAGGAGCAUUUCGUAAAAAAGGACUUUUGUAGAGAGUAUUUAGAACGUGUCAUCAUUUCCACGAAGGGCUCAUUGGAGCGCGCUAAAGCAAGAGUGGACAAAAUGUGCACUUUGCGUACUCGUGUGCCGGAAUUGUUCGUGAAAAUCAAUGUUAAACAAGAUUUGUCUCACCUCUCUCAGUCAUACAUAAAUGUCUACAUGCCAAAACUGACUGAAGACAACUACAGAGUUUACGUUGUACAAAUGAAAAGUAACAUCACUACGGCUAUUCUGUUAGACACUUUUAGACAUAAUAUGAUUCUGGCAGAGUAUUUAAAACGAAAGGACUAUGCUAAUGGUAUCAUUUGUGUCGCAGAUGUCAGAGAAAACAACAUUUUGGAUUUAGUCGCUCAAUUUAACAUUGUGGAUUUGAGUAAUGUGUCUGUUAUGUAUACGGAGGGCUUUGGGUUUAGAGUGAAGAAAGUGUUAAUCUUAUCUUCUUCCAAAGUUAUCGACUUAUUUGCUGCACUACUGAAGCGAGUGGUUAGUGCCAAAAUCGGAGAACGGAUUGAAGCGAUUAACACUGUGGAAGAUCUACAUAAACAUCUGCCUACGGAACUGCUACCAGAAGAUUAUGGAGGCCAGCAAAAAUCUUUAAUUGAACUUUAUGACCAAUGGACUGAAGAGCUAGGGUCCGAUGAGAACAUAGAAUACGUGAAAGAGAUGACUCAAGCUCGUGUCAAUGAAGAAUUUAGACGUUCCGACGGAUGCGGUGACGAGUAUCUAGGGAUUCCCGGAUCUUUUAAAACUCUUAAUGUUGACUAGAUUAGACUAGAUUUUUAACAAAACACAUAUCCAUAGAAACUGUCCUGUGACUCAAUUUUAUUUAAAACAAUUGACUCACGUUAGACCGCGCAGAGGCCGGGCCGGGGCUGCCGGAGCUUCAUUUUCUAUGGAAAUCACUACGUGAUCACCGAUCAGCCGUGAGCCGUCAUAGAAAAUGACAUGUCGGACGCCUCGUUUCUGGCACGGCUCGGUUUAGCGUGAGUCAACCUUUAGAGAAACAACUCAUGAAAUAUGACCUAGAUGUAUUCUUGGCUUUAGUUUUCUUUUACACACAGCUACCACUCGUAAGCUAAUAAAGUUUUCUGUCUAGACUUGUAUACCUUUACUUACCUUCAAUCAAUACGUUCCAGGACUCUUCUCUUUCCGCACAGACUCUAGUAAUAUAUUACGUCAUAGUAUAUUAAUUUAAAGUAAAGAAUGAUGAAAAGGAAAUUAGGUAUUGAUUCUGAACAUAGUUGAGGUGCCAAUACAGUACGUGACGAAGAAGCCGUAUGGAUUUCAAUUAACGAUGUGAUACAAAUUUCUAUCUCUUCUUCUUCUUCAGCGACGAAGGACGUCCAUAAAGUGUUCUUCUUCUUACAGUGCCAUCUACCGGAGGUCGGCUAUCAUGAGGGCUUUAUACACUUCCGCGCGAAAUAAUGAGCGUGACGUGCUCUGUUUAACCAAAGAGAAUUUGAAAUAGAGAGUUACUGUCAAGGUAAAUUAUGUAGCUACAGUAAAUUUACUACCACAGAAGAUUAAAACUGUUAGAACGCCAUUUGACUUUGAUAAUUAUUCCUUCACUGAUAUGUGUUAACUUGUUAAAUAUGAAUAUUACCAUUAACGCCAUCUACUCGAGAGUAGGCUGAAGGUUAUGGCGCCAUCGCUCGAAAAGAUUGCACCAUAACUUUCGCCUAGUGUCGAGUAGAUGGCGUUAAUAUUAAUAUUUAACAAGUUAACACAUCUGAAAGGAUAAGGAUCAAAGUCAAAUGGCGUUCUAACUGUUUUGGCAGUAAAUUUACAGUGGCUACAUAAUUUACUUUGACAAUCCGCCUCUAUACACUCAUUCUCUUUGGUUUAACUAAACCAACAGAUUCAUUCUUGCUUCAAUAUAUAAAUUAUGGCUCUCAACACAAGUAAAUAAAUGGUUUUUGACUGAUAAGAAACCUAUCUUAGCUUUGUUUUUGCUAAUUAUAUAAGUGUUUACUCCAAUUACAAACCGGACUUAUAGUUUAAGUCGGUCGGGUUACUUGGACCCAGCCCUGUAGUUGGUAAGAGAAGGUUUAGGGUGUCUAAAUUAGUCUAAAGGAUUUGGUCUUAGGUUUGCACGAAAAAUAUUCGAAUUCACAAAUUAAUUUCACAAAUUAUGGAAAAUCACGCAAGUUACCUAUAGUCAAAUAAGUCCUAAGUUAUAAGGUCCAAAAUUAACUCAGAUAUCUUUGUUCAGUUGUUUCUAUAACAAAAUAUUUGUAUAAAUGCAAGAAAAAUACUAAAUAACAUUGAUGUUUAUACUUAAUUACCGUACUGUCGUCGUAAUUGUAGUAGAUACGUACCUACUAGAUAGAAUAAGUAUACUUAAUUAAGUAGUUUUACGAUUAUGUUAUGCAUGGUAUAAUAAUAUACUCCGCCUGGUACUCCAUUCCCGUCUUUUCUAGGUCACCUAACUGACACGGGCUUACGUCAUCAUGCGACAGCGCUAUAUGAUAAUAUGCGAUAGCGCUAUAUAUAGCGGCCAUGUUGUUGUGACGUAGCCCCGUGUCACUCUGGGAAUGGAAGACCAUGUUUUAUUAGACUAUGAUGUUAUGUUGUAGUAAAUAAAAGUGUGUUGUUAUAAAACAUUGUUUUUCUGAAUGCAUUUUAUAAGAAUCCCUUAAGGUAUUAAGUCCACCAGUUAUACUUAUUUCAUUUAAGCAAUAAAGUUUACCGUAAAACCACUCCACUAUUGUCCAAAGCAUCUAUGGUCCAAAAUUAACGUAAUAUCUCAUGUAAUGUGACUACGAGUAUUAGAGUUAGACCAAGAAAAGUCUGAAACGAUUUUGAUAGCAUACGCAGUGCAAGUGUUAUUUAUACGUCAUCAUUUCAUAGAAGUUUGACGUUUAAAAUAACAGUUGCACUGAGUGUAAAAUUAGAGAACUCUAGGGAAAUCCUAAAACUCACACAAAGUUCAAAGAGUGACACGACUCAGUACCGAAAUAGUAGCACAGAUCACAUACUGAAGCAGAAAAGCCACUAUAAAAUAACAACAGAAAAUUUCACUGGCAUUAAUAUCAAUUUUGGCGCUUUCCCAGUUGCUACUAAAAUCGGGCCUUUUUUUCAUUUCAUUGAUUACAUUUCACAU
Messenger RNA from Cydia splendana, 3286 nucleotides. RefSeq lists its product as uncharacterized. The transcript has 7 exons. Gene Ontology annotation, cellular component: membrane. Gene Ontology annotation, molecular function: phosphatidylinositol bisphosphate binding. The record is from RefSeq and is a predicted model, not a curated record. The coding region runs from base 13 to 948 and encodes 311 amino acids. Lineage: Eukaryota; Metazoa; Arthropoda; Insecta; Lepidoptera; Tortricidae.